Mercurialis annua (annual mercury) is the source of this 1175-nucleotide messenger RNA. RefSeq names its product protein MIZU-KUSSEI 1. The transcript has a single exon. Gene Ontology annotation, biological process: hydrotropism. The record is from RefSeq and is a predicted model, not a curated record. Bases 99 to 881 code for a protein of 260 amino acids. Lineage: Eukaryota; Viridiplantae; Streptophyta; Magnoliopsida; Malpighiales; Euphorbiaceae.
AGUAAGAGCUGCAUCACAAAAACACCCAAAUUGCACUCUUCUCCAAAAUUAAAAAAAUAAUUCUUUAAUCAAGAAUCUCAUUUUCUUUUAUCCAAACAAUGACCAAGAUCGACGCCCUCCGUCGAUUCUUCCUCCCCUGUAUCACCUCGCCGACCACCACCUCCACCAACACAACCACCACCAACACAACCACCACCCACCACCACCACCACCACCACACCAAGAAACGCAUCAGCACCUCUCUCCGCGAAGAUAUGCUAAACCCAACGGCAACAACAAAUCAAGAAACACCCACCAAAAACCAAGAUUCCGCCUCCUCUUCUUCCACCGAGUCAAGACUCACAAUCCCCACCACCGCCAAUCUUGCACCGCCACGCCCAUCAAAAACAAUGGUGGUCGGCACCAUCUUCGGCCACCGUCGCGGCAGCAAAGUGUGGUUCUGUAUCCAAUUCGACCGCUUCUCAACUAAAUCGCUUCUCCUACUUGAAUUCUCCAUCCCCACCACUCAACUCGUUAGAGAAAUGCAAUCCGGACUCCUCCGUCUAGCUCUCGAAUGUGACCGACCCGAAUUCAAAUCUUACCCGCUCCGCUCUGUUCCGGUUUGGACUCUAUACUGUAACGGGAGACGAAUUGGGUUUGCUUCGAAAAGAAAACCGACUGACCAGAACCGUUUGAUGUUAAAGUCUAUGCAAUCAACGACGGUCGGUGCGGGUGUGAUUCCAGCCGGGUUCGGAUCUUUGGGUAAUAGUGAAGAGAUUAUGUAUAUGAGGGCUAAUUACGAGCAUGCCAUUGGUAGUGCUAAUACGGAGUCGUUUCAUUUGAUUAAUCUUGAUGAGGGCGUUGGUCAAGAGUUCAGUGUUUUUUUAAUGAGAACUGGUUGAAAAGUUUGGACUUUUUAAGUUAAUCUUUUUUUAGUGAUGUAAGGAAAUUAGGGUUUUGGAAAACUUAAUUGUUUUCAAUUUUGGGGAUUUGAUUCUCGAUCAAGAAUAUUUGUUGAUUUUUGGGAUGGUGAUACUUACAUUUAGUUUUAAUUUGUUGUUUAGAGAGUUUUUGUUGUGUAAAUUUGUUUAGGUUAUAGAAUGUGAGAAAUUAGUGAUCAAGUCAUAGAAAUUAUUCACUGCAGGAAUUGUAAUUUCAGUAAUGUUUUCUGUAUCUACAAAAUCUUAUGAAUUGUA